This is a messenger RNA of Quercus lobata, 756 nucleotides long. RefSeq lists its product as uncharacterized. Bases 1 to 756 code for a protein of 251 amino acids. The transcript has a single exon. NCBI's taxonomy places the organism in Eukaryota, Viridiplantae, Streptophyta, Magnoliopsida, Fagales, Fagaceae. The record is from RefSeq and is a predicted model, not a curated record.
AUGGCUAUGCACUCCAAGAACGAGGCCUUAAUGUGCAAGGUAUUCCCAUCCAGUUUGGGGCCUGUGGUCAUGAGGUGGUUUGAUGGCUUAGGGGCAAGUUCUAUUAAUUCCUUUAAGGAACUUACUUGGGCGUUUGGAUCUUACUUUAUUACAUGCAACAGGGUUCCUCGGCCCCUAGAUUCCUUGUUGUCAAUGACUAUACGAGAAGGGGAAACCUUGAAAACGGACUCGGAUAGGUACUGGGACAUGUUCAAUGAGAUAGAUGGUGACUUUGAUGAUGUGGCCAUAAGGACUUUCAAGGUCAGCCUACUUGCCGAGCAUGGUUUGAAGAAGUCUUUGACUAGAAAACCUGCUAACAAUGUACGUCAACUCAUGGACCAAAUUGACAAGUAUAAGUGGGUCGAGAAGGAUCAACAACAAGGGAAAGGGAAGGCUAAGGUUAUCUCUCAAGAGAGGAGAGAUUUCAGGUCGGACCAAUACAACAAAAAUUGGCUCCAAAGAGACUUUGCUGGGCAAUCGGGGCCUACCGCUACUCAAAUGGUUAAUACGGUGUUCCGAGAACCAGUACACCAAGUCUUGGAGAAAAUCAAGAAUGAACAAUUCUUUAAAUGGUCAAACAAGAUGGGAGAUGAUCCCAUGAAGCGCAAUCAAAGUCUUCAUUGCCAAUACCACCAAAACCGAGGGCACACCACAGAGGACUAUAGAACCUUGUGGAAUCACCUAAAGCAGCUAGUCCAAGAAGGGAGGCUGAAGUAA